This is a messenger RNA of Rotaria sp. Silwood2, 657 nucleotides long. The record is from the annotation of a GenBank genome assembly. NCBI's taxonomy places the organism in Eukaryota, Metazoa, Rotifera, Eurotatoria, Philodinida, Philodinidae.
AUGUAUUCACUUCAAAUUAUUCCUCUUGUAUAUGUUUUACUUACUGGAAAAAAUACUGAUGAUUAUAAUAGCCUUUUUGAACAGCUCUUAUUGCAUUAUGUUUAUGAACCUGAGUCUGUUUUAGUUGAUCUUGAGAGUGCUACUCUUAAAUCAACUAAGACAAUGUUUCCCGAAGCUACUCAGAUAGAAGUACAAUCAUUAGGUUUACAAAAUAAAUACACGAAUGAUGAUAAAUUUCGUAUAAACGUAAAAAAACUAAUGGGACUUGCAUUUGUACCUGUUGGUGAUGUACUUAAAGCUUAUUCAUCUUUAAUUAAUGAUUUUGAUGACGAAGAUUAUCUUUUACUUGAUUAUUUUGAACGAGUAUGGGUUGGUCAAAAGAAGAGUAGCCGACGUGAUAAACCAAGAUUUAGUUUACAAUUAUGGAAUAUUUAUGAUCGAGUUAUACAAGACUUGUCAAGAUCUAAUAAUGCCAUAGAGGGUUGGCAUCAUGCAUUCAAUACUAGUGUAUCAAUCAAACAUCCUUCUAUAACUAAACUUGCAAAAUGUAUACUACGUGUACAAGCCAGAUUUGAAAUAGAUAUUGAACGACUUCGUGCAGGUGAACUACCAAAGAAAAAUAAAAAAGAGUUUAUGUUGAUGUUGACGCAAGAUUGA